GUCAGUAGAAAUGGAGUUCCCAGAACAUGGUCAGCAGCUCUUGGCCAGCCUGCGCUCUCAGCGUCUGCAAGGUUUCCUAUGUGACUGCACCGUGCAGGUCGGCCCGACUCGUUUUGGAGCCCACCGUGCCGUGUUGGCCUCUUUCUCCCCUUUCUUCCAUAUGUUUUACUCAGAUCAGUCAAUAGGAAAUACCAGCACAGUCAACGGAGGGCCACAGAGAGACACAGUCACUAUUAAUGGAGAUAUCGUGACCCCUCAAGCCUUUGGACUCCUUCUUGAUUUCAUGUAUGAAGGAGUACUGCAAUUAGCAACCCACCCCCCUCCUGAGGACGUGCUCGCCGCAGCCAGCUUCUUACAUAUGAAUGAUGUGGUGCGAGUUUGUAAGAGAAGACUUCAGGGUCGAGGAUUGGCUGAGGCGGAUAGCACAAGAGUAGAAGUUGGAGCAAAUGAGUCUGCUAAACCUGGAGGUCUUGAUGGCUCGCCUAGAAAAGACGUACCUGGCGCAGAAACAGGAAGAGAUGGAGGACUAGAACAUUGUCAUCAGUCGAGCCAACAAAUGUCACUUUAUAUCAAUACCAAGACUGAAACACAAGCAGGGAUGGCUAACCUCCUCACACACAGUGUGGAGAGGUCAGAGAUGGCAGACACCACCCAACCAGGAAUGGACUCGCUACCAGCUGUUAGUAAUUCUUGUUCAGGACCAUCCACAUAUUGUUCAUCGCCUAGACCUGACAAAACAAGAAUAUCGGCACGGUCUGCUAGCCUUGAGUCUGCACUUUCAAGUCCGUGUAGUACAACAGAACUAAUUCAGACAGAGACUCAACCUGUUGUAGCCACUGCCGUGGCUCUGAGCAGUGUGGACAACACCAGCGCUGCCCAAGAACAUGAACCUAGUGUUUUCAUGCCGACUCAAAUACUUAAACCCCAAGUCCAAAAUAAAAGUUCUGGGAAUCCAGGGUCAUCACAGCACACUCAGAGCCAAAACGAAAGGAGACAUGAGAACACUUCGUCCAAUACAAGUAGCAUGCAAAAUAAGCGUAAACUUUUGCAAAACUUUAGGGGAGGAAGUCUUUCACAAACUUCAGGGGAGGAAAAUGAAGAGAGCUUUGAAGUGAAAGUAGAGGCCAUUGUGAUUUCUGAUGAAGAGUCUGAUGACACAGACGAGACGGUGGUCAUGGAUAAUGGCCCACGAAAAAAUGAAGAUUUAGACGAUGGGGAUGAUUAUGACGACAGCAACCAUGAUGUCGAGGAGCUCACUGAUACUCAAUUUAUAACAGCACACCCAUUAAUUCAUCUUCCCCAUCAAGAACCCAUUUCUUUCCCUCCUUCACCGCAAGGUCUAAAUCCUUCUGCAGCCGAAACCGCUGGCUUUCCGUCAUCCCUUUUUCCUGCCAAUUCCCACCCGGAGCAACAGACCAUGUACCUCGAGGAUUUUCACGACUCCCUUGGGAGUUACAUGGAGGAUGUGCCUACUUGUAUCACUUGCGGAAAGACCUUUUCCUGUGCUUACACCCUGAGGAGACACGCCAUUGUGCACACCAGGGAACGGCCGUAUGAGUGCAGCUACUGUUACCGCAGUUACACACAGUCUGGAGACUUGUACAGGCACAUCAGAAAGGCACAUGAUCACGACCUGCCAGUCAAACGCAGCAGAGUUGAGUCGGACCCUCCACCAUCACCGCCUCCUCCUCCUCCUCCUCCUCCUCCCCAGACGUAGCCAUUGAUUGUGGUCCAAUCUUCUUAACUGGUCAUUUAGAAAAUUACACAAAAUCCUGCUGAAGGCUUUUGCAAAUGUCACAAAAACAUAAAUUGCCACGUCUAUACAUUUGUGGCUCAUCCUUCAAAACAGUAAACGCUUUGGAAAGGAUUCCACCUGACUGCUUCCAUGCCAUAUACAAACAAACAAUGUAACACAAACAAGGUUUUUGUUGUUAAUUCACUAGUUAUACAUGUCCUUGAUAUUUGUAUUGUUGCACAACCUGGUUUUAAUCUUCAUUGGUAAAUUGUUUUUAUAAAAAGAAAAGUAAAUUCAACUUGACCAAGAUUGGUUCCAGCACACAGACCUAGUAUAUUGAAACCUUUUAAUAGUUAAUUGCCAUUCAUGAUGGUGUUUUGCAUUUUAAAAUGUUUUUUUUUUUUUGUCUCUUAGGGUGUACUGUAGCUGGUAUAUCAAGAAAUAAGCAUUAAAGUCCCCCUAUUAUGCUUUUCGAAUAUUACUUUACCAGUUUCACUUCCUGUUAUAUACCUAUGUAACAAUGUAACAUAUUUUGCAUAAUGCCAGCCUAUGGUCUUCAUUGGCUGCCUGUGAACGACAUCUACUUUGUCCUGCCCUCCAACACUGUAGUUGUAGCUGAGGCCUGGAAAAGUUUGGUUCGUGUUGUCGACAUAUCGAGAAGACGCUGUUUUCAGCUCUGCAAAUCCACUUUACAUGCACUUCAAAAGGAUCAGGACUCACGCUGGAACUGAUACAGACAAACCUAUGCCAUUGUUCGUAUCACUGUGUAUCAAGCCCUGAGGAAGCCCUGAAAUUAGGAUAUGGUAAUAGGCAUUUUGUUUCUGAUAUGCGCUGUAAGUGGUAGACCAAUCACAACAGACUGGGCCGUCUGGCCAAUCAGCAGAGUAGGCUUGUGGAAAGGAGGGGUUUAGAGAGACUGAAUCUUCGAUCGAACUAUUUUCAGACUCUUUGAGAAAUGAGGUGAUGUGCAACGCAUAUUAUAAGAAAAUGAAAGUGUUUUUUGACCUUGGAUGCAUGUAAAUCUAUUGUAGGAGACCUCCAAAACAAAUUAGGAACCUUUAAAAUAGCAUAAUAGGGGCACUUUGAGAUCCAUUAGAGCAGAUAAAUGACUAUCUCACUACAAGGAAGAGUUUUUCUGUGUAUGUGUUCUGUGCAUUUUUGUGUUAGAGUGAAAGAUGGUGAAACAUUUCUUACAGGUACAAUAAAUUAAAACCAGCUUUUGG
Rhinichthys klamathensis goyatoka is the source of this 2958-nucleotide messenger RNA. RefSeq names its product zinc finger and BTB domain containing 3 (gene zbtb3). NCBI's taxonomy places the organism in Eukaryota, Metazoa, Chordata, Actinopteri, Cypriniformes, Leuciscidae. The transcript has a single exon. Gene Ontology annotation, biological process: regulation of transcription by RNA polymerase II. The record is from RefSeq and is a predicted model, not a curated record. The coding region runs from base 11 to 1717 and encodes 568 amino acids. Gene Ontology annotation, cellular component: nucleus. Gene Ontology annotation, molecular function: protein binding; DNA-binding transcription factor activity, RNA polymerase II-specific; RNA polymerase II cis-regulatory region sequence-specific DNA binding.